AUGGUGACAAUUAUCAGGACAAUUACGCAUUUUGUAAUAUCUUGCACGGAAUUAGAAGCUUCUCGAGUUUUGGGUAAAAAGAAAGUGGGGAUCAAACUUCUUUCCCAACACCAUGAAAUGAUUUUACCGAAAUAUUGAGAUUUAUUUGCUUUGGAAAAAGAAAAAGAAGGUGAUAAAGUCAACGUUUACAAAGUGAUAAAGUUUGCUUUGAUAUCAGCUGUAUGGGAUAAGUUUAUUCAAAAUAGUCAGAGUCGCUGCAAACUAGGUGCAAAUAUUACAAUUGGCAAACAACACUUUCCAUCUAAAGCCAGAUGCAGAUUUAUUCAAUAUUUGCCGAACAAACCCGACAAAUUUCGUAUUAACUGUACACUACAGCAGUUUUACUGAUAAUAUAAAUGAAACAAUGACAUUUUUAUCAUUUCUGAUUGAAAUUUGGAGUUUUUAUUUAAUAUAUACGUCGAACGCAGUUAACUGGUUUAGGUUAGGUUUAAGACAAGAAAUUGUGGCAAUUUUACCGUGGCUUUGA
Molecule: messenger RNA, 526 nt
Organism: Heterotrigona itama
Lineage: Eukaryota; Metazoa; Arthropoda; Insecta; Hymenoptera; Apidae
Source: the annotation of a GenBank genome assembly